Tripterygium wilfordii is the source of this 2074-nucleotide messenger RNA. RefSeq lists its product as uncharacterized. The transcript is spliced from 3 exons. The record is from RefSeq and is a predicted model, not a curated record. Lineage: Eukaryota; Viridiplantae; Streptophyta; Magnoliopsida; Celastrales; Celastraceae. Bases 29 to 2074 code for a protein of 681 amino acids.
UAUCUGUUGAUGCUUGUUACUGAAUCUUAUGCACCGUUUCUUUGCAGCAUCAAAGAAUUUGCUAAGCAAGUGGAAAAGCGGCCCCGAAGUGCUUCAAAGAGUGGAAGAGUUUUACAACCUUGGGGCACGUAAAAGAUCCAGAAAAAACAUUCUAACAGCACGUAAAUUGGAGAAAACAUCUCUUUGGAGAUACAUAAGUGACGAAAUGUUUGAGAACGUGUUUGCUGAUAUAACUGAUGCAGACGACCUGUAUGAAGCUCUGAUGCAGGAUGCUGAAAGAAAUCAGCAGAGCCAGGAAACGGUGGGUGGAGGUUUCGAGGCAGCUAUGCGUGCUGCAGAAACGUCCAAAGCCAAGAAAGCGGGAGAGAAACGAAAAUCAACCGAGGAUAUACCUGAAAGAAGGAUGAAACAGAGAGAAGAUCCUCCUGGUAAAGGAAAAUCGAAAAGCACUGGGGGCAGCGGGAAGAAAGCAACUGAAAAGGCGACUGCUAACGUCAGCGAUGGGAUGGAAAUGCCCAGAAAACUCCUUCACGACGCCAUUGCCUCGGGACCCAGAGGCAGGGGAGGUGGUCUUAUCAGUACCACUGCGAGUGCGUCGGCUGCCAUUGUUCUGGAUGAUGAUUCAGACAACAGUGAAAGGGACACGAUGCCUUUAACUAGGAGGUUACCAAGCAUUAGGACAGCCAGGGUAGAGACUGCUGAACCAGGGGAGACACGAGCUACCGAGAAUCGUGGAGAAUUUGACCCCACAACUGACAGCUACGUUGAUGCAAACGCGGUAUCAGAAGUUGCCAGGAGUGAAGCUAUGGCAAGCGGAUCUAGGACUGAGUUGGCGACAGCGGGUAACCAAGAAGUGGAGGACACUGCCCAAGGUGGGGAGAAUAUUCAGCCUAGGCUAAGGUUGAACGUCACGGGAAGUGAAAUGGAAGAAAUAUCAAUAUGGAUUCCCAAAUCUUUGACCGUCUCUUCUGCUCCCGUACUUCCGCCCGUUGGGAUUAGGAAAAUGGUCUUCCCUGAGGACGCCAAAAAAUUAGAUGCCAUGCCUCUUCCUAGUCAGUUCAACUACUCAGUGGCUCAUUGCUUUACUGCACUCCAAGGAGUACUCAGGUCUGGAGAGAAUGCCAUUGGCAGUUUGAGCAAAGAGAGGACUGAAAAGGAGAGACUAGAAGGCAUGGUAAAGGGGCUGGAAGACAACUUGGCCAAUGUCACGUCUGCACAAAAAGAUUCAGAGCAUCAACUGAUUGGGGAGAAGAACAAGAAUACUCAAAUGUCUGCUCAAAUCUCAAGAUUGGAAGAGAAAUUGAAAGAAGCAGAUGAGCAGCUCCUGCAAUCAACUGAAUCAUUGAGUGCAUUGGAAAAGAAAAUACAUGACGAUGCAUAUAAAGCCACUCAAUUCGAGUCAAGGAUCGACCAAGCAAUCAGAGAUGCUCAGUACUUCAAGGAUUGCUGGGAAGGAGUCACCAAACAACUGGAGAGUGCCGAGGCCAAAGUGAACACACUGGAAUUCCAGGUACACCACCUGGCUGACCAACUUGGUGAUGUUUCCAGAGAGAAAGACCUGUUAAACAAAGCGUUGGCAGCGCAGACAAUGAAGACAGCAGAAAAGGUUGAAAUGGCCAAGAAAAUGGAGGAAAACUACCUUAUCAAGAUAGGGGCCAUGGGAGGUGUCGGUCAAGCUGCAGAGAGGUUCAGAUUGCUAACCCAGUACAAAAAGAAUGAGCAUCCGAAAUGGGAUGUGGACUUGAUGCUCAAGAAGGCUGUGGUAGUACUUGAAAACUACCAGCCUAAUAAAAGAUGGGUUGUGAAUGAAGAAGCAAUUGGAGAACCUAACAUCGAAAAAGACCUGGCGCCUCCAGAGAGUGAUAUCCCCACUGUUGAACAACUGCCCAUUGAGGCCCGUGAAUCGCCAAUACCUGGCACUGUCACAGAAGAUGCUCCAUCUGAAGUUCCUCCGACUCCUAGGAUUGAAAAUUCAACUUCUGAGCCUGAAAAUGCAGAUGAGGAUAUCCCACGUGCGAAUCCUCCCAUUACGUCGGAGGCCAUUGAGAUUGAAGCGACAACAGAGACUAUUUGA